AUGGAUAGAAGGUCUGCUAGAAUAAAAGCAGAGUUAGAAAGAUAUGGUUGGAGAGUUUCGAAGAAGUUUAAAUAUAGGAAGGGAAGACCCAUAAAAGUCUAUGACAAAUUGUCUGGUCUUCGCUACGAAAUGGACUUGGAAACAGCACGCGCAAAUUAUCCAAACAGAUUAGAGAGGUUAGAAGAAGAACGUCUUAUGGACAUGCCUUUCGAUGUUACUGAGCCACAGGUUGAAGGACACGACGGCUUUGCCAGAUUCUACUGGAAACAUGACGAACAAUUGCAUCCUUUGAGAAGGAAAAAAGGAAAGGGUGAAGACGCACAUGCUCCCAUGGAAAGAACAAGAUAUGCAUAUGAAAAGUAUCGCGAGGUUAGAAGUAAAAUUACAUCUGGUCGAACCUUUACAGUUAACUUUGACGAAGGAAAGAACAAAGAAGGCUUCAUGGGAGUACUUGCUGCCAUACAAGACGGAAAUAAGAAAGGAUACAAUCUCAGACUAACCGUAACAGAUUUAGAUGGUCACAUUUACUAUGCGCAUGGCAAUGAACAAACAGCCGCACAACUUCUUGACGCUUUCAAGACUACAAAGAGAGAACAAAUGUUUGACUCCGACUCAGAUAUUUUGAAUGCAAUUGAAGGAAUUGCAAGCGUGAAGUUCGAAUGGUACCAACCUAACCCUCAAGCAGUCAGACAACAUGCUGGAUACUUCCCGUUCAGAAAUAAGUCUGACAUUGACUUAACAAGGUAUGGAAUUUACAAUUCAAUUGAAAAAAUUGUCAAUGAACCUUGUAUUCUUACAUGUCUCAGGAACUCUGGUCUUGUUACAGAUGAGAAGAUGAAGUAUCUUGAGUCAUGUGUGAAAACAAGGUACAUUCUCAGAAGUCAAUUGACAAAAAUUGCACCGUUGGCAAAUGUCAAUAUCCGAGUUAACAUUCCGACUGAGAAAGGUUCUUCACAUGACGACUAUGUUGUUGACUUCAAAUUGCCAUGGUUGAAGAUUGUACUUGUCCACAACCACUUCAUGUUGAACGAAAGUCUUACAAACCCAUUGUUCGGAAAAGGCAAGUGCAACAUUGUCAGAGCUGUUAACAUUCUUUUCGAGAAAGGUUUGUUGGAACCAAUUCCAGAUGACAAGCUGACAGAAACUUUUGUACCAAAAGACGAAACAAAUUUUUCAUUGUUAGUGAGACCAAAAGUUGUUCCAGACAAA
Messenger RNA from Trichomonas vaginalis G3, 1209 nucleotides. RefSeq lists its product as uncharacterized. Lineage: Eukaryota; Parabasalia; Trichomonadida; Trichomonadidae. The record is from RefSeq and is a predicted model, not a curated record. The transcript has a single exon. The annotation marks the transcript as partial.